CGCUUCUCCUAGGCUUGCGGCUGGCGGCUGGCCCCUCCCAGAUCGCCCCCAUCCCCAGCCAUGGAGCUCACCCUGAACCGCUCCGACUAUUUACAGGUAGGGGUAACCUCUCAGAAGACCAUGAAACUGCUCCCAGCAUCAGGACGCAGAGCAACACAGAAGGUGGUUGUUGGAGAUCAGGAUGGGGUGGCUACAUGUUUUGGCAUAAAAAAAGGAGAAGCUGUGCCGGUGUUCAAGACUUUACCAGGACUGAAAAUUGCACGGCUGGAGUUAGGAGGAGCACUUAACACACCACAGGAGAAGAUUUUUGUGGCUACAGGCUCUGAAAUCAGAGGUUUCACGAAGAGGGGAAAGCAGUUUCUUUCAUUUGAAACUAAUCUCACUGAAAGCAUCAAAGCUAUGCACAUCUCUGGCUCAGAUCUCUUCCUGUGUGCCAGUUACAUCUAUAACCAUUACUGUGACUGCAAAGACCAACAUUACUACCUGUCGGGGGACAAAAUCAACGAUGUGAUCUGUCUCCCAGUUGAAAAAUUGCCUUGUAUUAUACCUAUCCUGGCCUGUCAGGACAGAGUGCUUCGAGUUUUACAGGGGUCUGAUAUGAUGUAUGAAGUGGAAGUUCCUGGUCCCCCUACAGUCCUUGCCUUACACAAUGGGAAUGGUGGUGAAUCUGGAGAGGAUCUUCUGUUUGGAACCUCAGAUGGAAAAUUUGGGAUUAUUCAGAUCACUGCAUCCAAUCCAGUACAUAAAUGGGAAAUGAGAAAUGAGAAAAAGAGAGGAGGCAUUCUAUGUGUUGACUAUUUUGAUAUUGUGGGAGAUGGUGUUAAAGAUCUACUUGUUGGUCGAGAUGAUGGAAUGGUGGAAGUAUACAGUUUUGAUGCUGCUGAUGAGCCUGUUCUUCGAUUUGAGCAGGCAUUGUCUGAAAGUGUCACAUCCAUCCAGGGUGGCUGUGUGGGGAAAGAUGGUUAUGAUGAAAUUGUGCUAACAACAUAUUCAGGCUGGAUCACAGGUCUGACCACAGAGCCUGUCCACAAAGAGAGCGGACCUGGUGAAGAACUGAAAAUAAACCAGGAGAUGCAAAACAAGAUUGCAUCUUUGCGGAGCGACUUGGAACAUUUGCAAUUUAAGGUGAUUCAGGAAAGAGAGAAAUACCAGCAGUCAUCCCAAUCUAACACAGCAAUAUCUUCAGUGCCAACCUUUAGUGUGAAUGACAAAUUUACAUUAAAUAAGGAUGAUGCUAGUUAUAGCCUCAUCUUGGAGGUACAAACAGCUAUUGAUAAUGUAAUGGUACAGAGUGAUGUUCCAAUAGAUCUGCUUGAUGUAGAUAAGAAUUCAGCUGUGGUUAGUUUUAGCAGCUCUGAUAUAGAGGUAAAUGAGAACUUCCUCCUGGCCACUUAUCGGUGCCAAGCAAAUACUACUAGGCUGGAGCUCAAGAUUCGAUCAAUUGAAGGCCAAUAUGGUAUGCUACAAGCAUAUGUAACUCCAAGAAUUCAGCCUAAAACCUGCCAGGUUCGGCAGUAUCAGAUCAAGCCGCUUUCACUUCAUCAGAGAACUCAUUUUAUUGAUCAUGACAGGCCCAUGAACACAUUGACUUUGACAGGCCAGUUCAGUUUUGCUGAAGUUCACUCCUGGGUUGUCUUUUGCCUGCCUGAGGUUCCAGAAAAAACUCCAGCAGGAGAGUGUGUGACAUUCUAUUUUCAAAAUACCUUCCUAGAUACACAACUAGAAAGUACUUACAGAAAAGGAGAAGGAGUCUUUAAAUCGGACAACAUUUCUACAAUAUCCAUCCUAAAAGAUGUUCUUUCUAAAGAAGCCACAAAAAGAAAAAUAAAUCUCAACAUAGCUUAUGAUAUCAAUGAAAUAUCUGUGAAUCACACAUUAAAGCUGAUCCACCCAAAACUGGAAUACCAGCUACUGUUGGCCAAAAAAGUGCAAUUAAUUGAUGCUUUAAAAGAAUUACAGGUACAUGAAGGAAACACUGACUUUCUGAUACCAGAAUAUCGCUGUAUUCUAGAAGAGGCUGACCGCCUACAGGAAGAGUACAAGAAACAGCCUGCACACCUGGAAAGACUCUAUGGCAUGAUCACGGACCUCUUCAUUGAUAAGUUCAAGUUUAAAGGCACCAAUGUGAAGACCAAAGUUCCUCUUCUGCUGGAGAUUCUGGACAGUUAUGACCAAAAUACCCUGAUUUCUUUCUUUGAUGCCGCUUAAAAUAUAAAAUGCAGAUUAAGCAUUAAGACAGUCUAGUCUAUGGAAGAAUAUUUUUCCAAGUAUAUCACAGAUUAGAUUUAUAACAUUUUUAUACAAUUUGGACUCCAUCUCAAAUGUAUCAUUUGGAUGUUGUCCUGACAUUUUUCAAGAAAUCAUAUUUUUUGUUAGAUGGUUCUUUUAAAAAAUGAAUAUUUUUUAUUUUCAGCCUAAAAGAAAAGCUAAUUUUAAGAGUUGUGGAGAUGAUUUACUGACAUCAGCUUCCUUGAAUAUUGGUAUUGGGGAAAUAACAUUCCAGUACGGCAGAAGAAUUAGUUUUAUGUUUUAAAACAUACUUUCAUGUGUAUUUUCAUUUGAUCCUUAUGAUAUCCCCAAGAAGUACAAUGGUUAAUUAUAAUUCUCACUAUACAAUGAGGGAACUGACUCAGGCACCAUAAGAGAAAGAGAUUUACUAUCAUGGGGACAUCUAUUUAGAGUUGGCAAGGGCCUUCAGAUAAUUGGUCCAUGCCUCAUUUUUUUAUAGAUAAUGCAACUGGGACCUACAUGAUUUGCCCCAGAUCACAUAACUAGUAAGUGUCUGAGUUGGAUCUGACCUCUGGUUUUCUGAUUCCUAAUCUAUGUAUUUCUCCAUUAGACCUACCAUGCUUUCUUUGUAUAGGUAAUGCCCUUGGUCUUCCUAUUGUUGUUUUAGUAAUGGACUAGUUAUGCUAAAUAAGAAAGCCAGUGGGGUCUUCUGGCUCAUUGUCUAUGAGUCUGAUGAUCCACAUGUAAGAAGUGGCACCCUAGCUGUGCCCAGAAAUGUAGCCAUGGAGAAUGAUUGACCAUGUAACUCCUGGCUUACAAGUACAUGGUUGUUGCUGCAAAGGUUGGGGAAGGAGAUAGGGAAUCUCUUUCCCAGUUACUUAGCUUCAGUUACCAUUAUAAACCAUUUUAUAGUUUUUAAGGAAAAGUAUCUUUUUUAAAAGAUAGAUGCUCUAGGAUUAAAUUAUAUUCCUUUUCAAUGAACAUCAUUGUAUUUAAGUUUACAAGAAAUCAAUAAAAAUGACUGGUUAAAUGGUUA
This is a messenger RNA of Antechinus flavipes (yellow-footed antechinus), 3265 nucleotides long. RefSeq names its product Bardet-Biedl syndrome 7 (gene BBS7). The transcript is spliced from 19 exons. Gene Ontology annotation, cellular component: axoneme; ciliary basal body; BBSome. Gene Ontology annotation, biological process: intracellular transport; non-motile cilium assembly; intracellular protein localization. Gene Ontology annotation, molecular function: protein binding. The record is from RefSeq and is a predicted model, not a curated record. Bases 61 to 2208 code for a protein of 715 amino acids. Lineage: Eukaryota; Metazoa; Chordata; Mammalia; Dasyuromorphia; Dasyuridae.